AAAUAACAAAAGGUACCAUUUCUACCAUUAUUUAAGUUCAGCUGGAUUAAAUGUGCCGAAGAACAGAAGAAGAGCAUCUUUAUGGCAAGCAAGCUGAAGAAAUUAUUGGAUGUGGCAGUGGAUCAUACGUUUAAAAUAAGCUGUCUCGGUUAUGUUGCUGGUAUCUUGUGGUUUGUCGCUCUGGUGCAUCCGCCCAUGAACAACCAAACCUAUUUCUCUGAGAAUGCAUUACUUCCUGGGAUGGUGGAGACGACCUAUCGCUAUGGUCGCUCUGAGAGAGAUUUAAAAACUGAAAUUGAACAAAAAAUGAAGAGUGGUCAUUUCUUGCAAUGGUUGAUGGGCAAAAUGAACAGCAUAGGCCUGGAGGUUUAUCAUCAGAACUUCACUGUAAAUUUACCUCAGGAGCUGCUAUCUAUGAAUGAGGAGAUCAAUGGUACAAAUAUUUAUGGAAUAUUGCGUGCACCUCGCACUUCCCGCUCCGAGGCUAUCGUUUUCAUGAUACCAUGGAAACAGGGCACCACUGACAGUUAUGAUGAGCUGGUCUUCAUGUUAUCUUUGGCAGAGCAUUUUAGGAAUAACAUAUAUUGGUCAAAAGACAUCAUAUUUCUAAUUGUCGAUCAGGGAGAAAUUGGAGUCCAGUCUUGGUUGGAUGAAUAUCAUGGUGUUGUGUCAAAAUAUGUAAAAUCAUCGAGAAUGUUCGGCAGGUCGGGUGCGAUGCAGGCGGCAAUUAACAUCGAGUUUCAAAACGAAGAAUUCAACGUCAUGCAAAUUAUCGUCGAAAGCUUAAAUGGACAACUACCCAACCUGGAUUUGGUCAAUAUGGUUAUAAGAUUGUGCCAAGGCGAAGGCAUUCCGGUUGAAUUGAAGAAGUUUCCCGUGAGCCAUUUCUAUGACGGUUGGGAUGAAUUUAGAAGCUCACUAAGCACCAUGGUAUCUAUGAUGUACGGUCAAGCUUCGUGCCGUCCCUCCGCAAACCAUGGAGUGUUCCCGAAAUAUGGUAUCGAGGCAGUUACAUUAAGAGGACUGAAGAAAGAUCGCGGUAACUAUGUAAGAUUUGGAAAUUUGGGAAGAUCCGUUGAAGGAAUGUUUCGUAGUUUGAACAGUCUAUUAGAGAAAUUUCAUCAAUCCUUUUUCUUCUAUCUAUUGUCCUCGACAUCCCGUUAUGUAUCCAUCGGUCUCUACAUGCCCCCUCUCGCGUGCGUCAUGGUUGGUCCCAUAGUAACAGCUUUGUCGCUGUGGAUGACGUCAUUGAAAGAGAAAGUUAGUACAAACGAAGAUAAAAUUACGAAAAAGGAUGAAGCCAAAGAAACAAAACAUGACGAGAGAGAGAAAUUUCCAUUUACUCGUCCACCUCAGCAUUUUCUUAAAGCGUUUCGUGUCAUUCUCGCGGGAUAUUUCGUUGGUUCUAUGGCCUACUUAAGCCCGUGGAUACUACAGUAUGUUGAUGCUACGUCAUUUGGCGUCCAUCCUUCACAUCUUUUUGUCGCUGUUUUGCUUGGAGUAAUUGUUCUUGGCUCAGGAUUCGUGUUAACAUUCAGAUACACCAGUAAUUUUGAAGAAAACGAUGUCGCUUUAUUAAAGUCUUUUGCAUUGGUAAUUUUUGUGUGUCAAGUUGGAUGUCUGGCGACUGUCAACUUUUCUUUUGCAUUUUUUCUCGCAACAUUCAGCCUUCCGACGUUUCUCAUCGUUCGUUCCACUAAAAACCGAUACCGUCGUUUUCUUCAAGUGCUGUGUGCCAUCGUCACUUCGCCACCGUCCGUCUUGUUUAUAUUGACGAUAGCGUAUUGUUAUUUUACAACAGCAAUUUAUGAAGACCAAUGGAGCUGUGUUGAGGCGUUGUACACUGAUAUAGUUUUGCUCUCCUAUCGAGACUCGUUCGUAUUACUAACGUGGUCUUAUAGUGUAUUUUUUAUGAUAAUUUAUCCGAAUUGGACGACUUUCUGGUUCAUCGCAUGGAUGUGAAGAAAUACUUGGCUCGUCUUUGCCACUUGUGGCGAUCUUAGGUUUCGUUAUCAGCUCCGAGAAGCUGGAAAAAUAAUCGCUAAUUUGAAUUUAAGUAGUUUAGUUAAAAGAAUCGAUACACCUUAAAGUACGCAUUUAUUGCACUCUGUUGGAACUUCGAAGAUUUCCCUCCGGGGGUCCGGUGGAAUAUUUUGGCUUCUAUGAAAUUCAUUACAUAACUGAGAUGAAUGGCCCACGCUGACUGGUUGACGAAUUAUUUAUAUCAUCUUACUCCUAUCGCGAAAUUAAUUUUUCCCACACUUGAAAAUAAUAAAAUUUAAAAAGAAAGCGCUCUCAAUCAAAGAUUACUAUAUCUUUUUGAA
Molecule: messenger RNA, 2324 nt
Organism: Xenia sp. Carnegie-2017
Lineage: Eukaryota; Metazoa; Cnidaria; Anthozoa; Malacalcyonacea; Xeniidae
Product: glycosylphosphatidylinositol anchor attachment 1 protein-like
Exons: 11
Coding region: 82-1962 (626 amino acids)
Biological process (GO): attachment of GPI anchor to protein
Cellular component (GO): membrane; GPI-anchor transamidase complex
Source: RefSeq, a predicted model, not a curated record